Messenger RNA from Sceloporus undulatus (fence lizard), 1899 nucleotides. It is a transcript of the gene CTU2, whose product is annotated as cytosolic thiouridylase subunit 2. The transcript has 15 exons. Gene Ontology annotation, cellular component: cytosol. Gene Ontology annotation, biological process: tRNA wobble position uridine thiolation. NCBI's taxonomy places the organism in Eukaryota, Metazoa, Chordata, Lepidosauria, Squamata, Phrynosomatidae. Gene Ontology annotation, molecular function: tRNA binding; sulfurtransferase activity. The record is from RefSeq and is a predicted model, not a curated record. Bases 66 to 1631 code for a protein of 521 amino acids.
CUCAUACCCUCCAACAGCAGCGUCACGGCGACGGUAGCUGACGUCAUAAGGGCGCGCCUGCUGGGAUGUGCGACGCGGAAGAGGGAGGCUGCGGCGGAGGCGAGGGUGGGCAAUUGCCCCCGAGGGUCCCCCGGGGCAGCCGCCCCACGAAAUGCAUGAAGUGCAAAGAAGGCUCCCCGGCGCUGAUCAUCCGCGUUGGAGACGCUUUUUGCAAGGCCUGUUUCAAGGAUUAUUUCGUUCACAAGUUUCGAGCCACGCUUGGGAAGAAUCGAUGCAUUUAUCCUGGAGAGAAGGUUCUCCUUGCCUUUUCGGGUGGCCCUGCCUCCAGUUCAAUGGUGCGGCAAGUGCAAGAGGGCCUGAGUCAAGAAGCAGCCAAAAAACUCCGCUUCAAGCCAGGAAUCAUCUACAUUGAUGAAGGAGCUGUAUGUGGACAAAGCCUGGCCGCACGGGAAGAGGUCCGUAAGCAGGUGAAGGCAAUCUUGCAGAGCACCAGAUUCCCCUAUCACUUGGUGUGCUUGGAAGAGGUGUUUGACCUUCCUAGUUCGGUCCUCCAUUCAUUGUCCUGCAGCAUCACUGACCAGUGCCAUAACUAUAAGGAAGCUGUGGAUGGCUUCAUAAAACAGCAGUGUGAAAAGAAAGGGGACACAGUGGGACUGUGCCUGCAGGACCAAAUGGGAGAGCUUAGUGUGCAGGACUCCGCACAGAAGGAAAAGGGAGCAACUUCAGGAACUGAGACACCUGCUUUCCAUACAAAAGAACUUAUCAAACUCUUUGGGGCUGUGAAGACCUUGACUGCCAAAGAGGAGUUACUGCAGACCCUCCGGACCCACCUGAUUUUGCAUGUGGCCCGGACAAAUGGAUACGCCAAGGUGAUGAUGGGAGACAACUGUACCCGUCUGGCUGUGAAGCUCAUGACCAAUCUCUGCCUAGGACGAGGUGCCUUCCUUGCUUCAGAUACAGGUUUCUUGGACAACCGCCACGGUGACGUGCUCUUCUUACGCCCAAUGCGGGAAUAUGCUGCCAAAGAGAUUGCCUUCUACAAUCACUUCUUUGGUGUGCCCAAUGUCUUCACGCCUGCGCUGGACACCAAAGCCUCAGAGAGAGCCAGCAUUCACCAUCUGAUUGAGAGUUUUCUCUACAAGUUGCAGUCCGAGUUCCCCUCCACCAUCAGCACAGUCUACCGAACAGGAGAGAAGCUCUCUGUGAACCCGCGAGAUGGUAAUGCCAAAGAACCUUCAGAACUAGCACAAUGCCUCUUAUGCCUCUGUUCCCUGGACACAAAUGUUGUGGACGGCUCUUCCUUGCAGUCGACGCUGCUGUCGGAGCAGCUCUGCCAGAAGCUUCCGGCUGCAUCACCUGAUGGGAACAGCUGCUGUGGAGGGACUGGGAACCAGAUGGGAUGCUGCAGAUGCCGUCCAGAAACGGGAGAUGCUUCCCUUCACACCGAGCUUCUCCCAUUGCUUUGCUACAGCUGUCGCCGGACCAUCAAGGACAUGAAGUGUUUGGAGUCUCUCCCACCCUACAUCCACUCAGAGGCUGAGCGUCGGCGAUGCAGAGCUGCAAUGAAGCGAGAAAUCCAAGAGUUUUUGCUUGAGGAGGGCCCUGAGAUGACACUCGAUGCACCAAUGUGACAGUUUGCCUCUUCAGUGUUUUGAACUUUUUGGGGGCUUGGGACAAAAGAGGCAGAGCACAGCCAGAGCUAGAAAUCACCACCAAUGCUGAUAGCUGCCGAUGACUCCUUAUCCUUUUGUUCCUUGCUGAAUUAUAUAGUAUGUUUUCAAAAGCAAAUACAUUAUUUUGAAUCUCAUAGUGAUUGGCACACAGUCGCUGACUGGGCUCAGGUUGGCAUGAAUUUGGAGACAGACAUGCUAUAGAUAAAGGCUAAAUUUAACUUGCAAA